AUGUCUGCAGGAUCCAAGCGGAAAAGAGAGCCCGAGCUGAUGGUUGCAGACGAGAAUCUGUCUGCGGCAUCUGACAUGUGGAAGAAAUGCUUCGGAAAGGACGGCAACUUCACAGUCAUCGUGGAGGAGCUUUCGGGUGAAGCUCACCAGGAUACUGAGGGCAAGUUAGCCACAAAGCGUACGGAGUUUAAGGUUUGGUCUUCCCUGCUUGCCCAGUGGUCUCCUGUCUUUGAAAAGAUGGUGGGCUCCGACAGCUAUGCCGAGUCGCAGAGGGCAGAGGUCGUCAUCCAAGACUUCUCGGCCGGCGCUGUUGAGCUGUUCCUGCGCUUCAUGUACUCCGGGAGCAUUGGGGGCUCCAUCGCAGUAGUGGUGGAGGUGGCAGCGCUGGCAGACAAGUACCAGGUCAAGGCUUUGCAUGCUUCGUGUCUCCAGAUCGUUCGGGAUGCCCUCAAGCCUGACAUAGCCUGUGAGGUCCUGGCAUCUGCUGACCGACUUCACGUGGACGACUUGCGAGCAGCGGCUUUCGAUCUCAUCCUCAUGAAGCCGGAAGCGGCCCUGAAAGAGCGACCCUCCCUCCGGCCGGAGCUCUUGGAAGAGAUCCUGGGCUCAGGCCUCCUCUGCGUUUCCGCCGAAGUUUUGCGGAAGACCCUCCGGAGCUGGGGAAGGAAGGACUGCGACUCCCUGGAAGCGGCCAUCAACAUCCGAGCACAUAAUGAGUACACGACAGACGCACUGUUCAGACUCUCGACCCACUACGAACAUGCCGGGAAGAUUGGCAUUUUUAUGGGCUGUUGGGUGGUAGCAAUCGUGGGGCCUGAGCAGGGCAAGGUUAUGAACGAGCAAGAUCUCAGAUCCAUAGCGUGCAAUGACAAGCCAUUCUCGCUUCGAAAAGGGUGGGUGCAGUGGUUCCUUCCCCAAGCCUGGGUUCACCUUUUGGGCUUUUCCUUCGAAGAUUCAUCAGAUUAUGACUAUGAUGGGGAGAUCAAGGCAUCAUCCGCGGUAUCUUUCCUGAUCUGGUCUUCCGCAGAUGGCGCUUCGUGGCACCUCACGUUGGAGUCGCACAAGAGAGAGAUAUAUAGUAGCACCUUCAUGCAUUGCAAGAGACCUCCGACCCUGGUGAAGUACUUUAAGCUGGAAGUCCUGGAGGGCGAGCUUGUCAACAUCUAUUUCAACAUCCACGGUAUCUUGCAGACAUCCAUCGUCCGUCCUAGCUGA
Symbiodinium sp. CCMP2456 is the source of this 1215-nucleotide messenger RNA. NCBI's taxonomy places the organism in Eukaryota, Dinophyceae, Suessiales, Symbiodiniaceae. The record is from the annotation of a GenBank genome assembly.